Messenger RNA from Salarias fasciatus (jewelled blenny), 3878 nucleotides. RefSeq names its product tripartite motif containing 2a (gene trim2a). NCBI's taxonomy places the organism in Eukaryota, Metazoa, Chordata, Actinopteri, Blenniiformes, Blenniidae. Gene Ontology annotation, molecular function: protein binding; zinc ion binding; ubiquitin protein ligase activity. Gene Ontology annotation, biological process: proteasome-mediated ubiquitin-dependent protein catabolic process; protein polyubiquitination. The record is from RefSeq and is a predicted model, not a curated record.
AAGUGGAGGGAGGGGAGAGAAAAAAGAUGAUGUCAAAACAGAACGAAGCUGGCUGGAUUGCCCCUCCUCAACUUUACUUACGUGUGUGUGCACACACACACUCUUAAACACACAGUGACGCGGUCCUGCUCACACACAUCUCGGGAUGGGAAGCAGGGUGUCGUGCGAGUUGAGGGCAGGAUGGGAGGAAUCUGAAACCUGACUUCGGUCCGCUGACUGAUGACGCCUGUUGAUCCCUUCAUAAAUGCAGCUCUGGCGCAGGCUGAGAGGGAGUGGGACUCCGGUGUCACAGCUUCAGGAUGGCCAGUGAAGCUUCCACCAUUCCCAGUCCUGUUGUCCGACAAAUCGACAAGCAGUUCCUGAUCUGCAGCAUAUGUCUGGACCGCUACGAGAACCCCAAAGUGCUCCCCUGCCUGCACACCUUCUGUGAGAGGUGCCUGCAGAACUACAUCCCGGCCCACAGCCUCACCCUGUCGUGCCCCGUGUGCCGCCAGACCUCCAUCCUGCCGGAGAAGGGUGUGGCGGCGCUGCAGAACAACUUCUUCAUCACCAACCUGAUGGACGUGCUGCAGCGGGCGCCGGACAGCUGCAGCCAGGAGGCCGCCGCCCUCAACAACAUCACCGCCGUGGCCACGGGCCAACUGCUGUCCUGCCCCAACCAUGGAGGCAGCGUCAUGGAGUUCUACUGUCCUCCGUGCGAGACGGCCAUGUGUCAGGAGUGCACGAGCGGCGAACACGGAGAACACCCAACAGUGCCUCUCAAAGACGUGGUGGAACAACACAAGGCGUCGUUACAGAACCAGCUGGACGCCGUGAAAAAGAGGUUACCUGAGAUCGACUCGGCGCUGCAGACGCUGUCGGAGAUCCUGCAGCAGCUCACCAAUCAGAAGAGCUCCAUCGAGGACGACAUCCACACCACCUUUGACGAGCUGCAGAAGACGCUCAACGUGCGCAAGAGCGUCUUACUCAUGGAGCUGGAGGUCAACUACGGCCUCAAGCAGAAGGUGCUCCAGGCGCAGCUGGACACCCUGCUGCAGGGUCAGGAGGGGAUCAUCAGCAGCUGCAACUUCACCGAGCAGGCCCUGAGCCACGGCACGGAGGCCGAGGUGCUGCUGGUGAAGAAGCAGAUGGGCGAGCGCCUGGUGGAGCUGGCCAGCCAGGACCUCCCCCUGCAGCCCGGCGAGAACGACCAGCUGGACUUCCUGGUGGAGACGGACGGGCUGAAGAAGUCCAUCCACAACCUGGGCAUCGUGGUCACCACCAAUGCGGUGGCCUCCGAGACCGUGGCGACGGGCGAAGGUCUGCGGCACUGCGUGGUGGGCGUGCCCACCUCCGUCACCAUCACCACCAAGGACAAGGACGGAGGGCUGUGCAAGAUGGGCAACGCCGUCAUCACGGCGGAGAUCUCCUCGCCCGACGGCAUCAAAGGGGACGGGGACAUACUGGACAACAAGAACGGCACUUACGAGUUCCUGUUCACGGCUCCCAAAGAGGGCACCCUGAAUCUGUCCCUGCGUCUGUACGACCAGCACAUCAAAGGCAGCCCCUUCAAAAUAAAAGCCACCAAAUCCAUAGACGUGUCGCCCACUUCGGACGGCAUGAAGAAGAGGCUGAAGUCCCCGUGCAGCGGGCACAUCAAGCAGAAGGCCAUCAAGAGGCCGGCCAGUAUGUACAGCACGGGGAGGAGGAAAGAGAACCCCAUCGAGGACGAUCUGAUCUUCAGAAUCGGCACAAAAGGAAGAAACAAAGGGGAGUUUACUAAUCUGCAGGGAGUCGCUGCCUCCUCUCUGGGGAAGGUGCUCAUAGCAGACAGCAACAACCAGUGUGUGCAGGUCUUUUCCAAUGACGGACAGUUUAAGAGUCGUUUUGGCGUCCGGGGCAGGACUCCGGGUCAGCUGCAGAGACCGACGGGCGUGGCCGUCCACCCCAACGGGGACAUCAUCAUCGCAGACUACGACAACAAAUGGGUUAGCAUCUUUUCAAGCGAAGGCAAGUUUAAGAAUAAGAUCGGCUCGGGGAAGCUGAUGGGCCCGAAAGGCGUGUCGGUGGACAGGAACGGCCACAUCAUCGUGGUCGACAACAAGGCCUGCUGCGUCUUCAUCUUUCAGGUCAACGGCAAGCUGGUCACCAAGUUCGGUAACCGCGGCAACGGCGACAGGCAGUUUGCAGGCCCUCACUUUGCUGCCGUCAACAACAACAAUGAGAUCAUUGUGACUGAUUUCCACAACCACUCAGUGAAGGUCUUCAACACAGAAGGAGAAUUCCUGCUGAAGUUCGGGUCCAACGGUGAAGGCAAUGGCCAGUUCAACGCUCCCACGGGAGUCAACGGAAACAUCAUCGUAGCCGACUGGGGCAACAGCCGGAUACAGGUGUUCGACGGCAGCGGUUCCUUCCUGUCUUACAUCAACACAUCAGCAGACCCGCUGUACGGCCCGCAGGGACUCGCUCUCACCUCUGACGGACACGUUGUGGUCGCCGACUCUGGCAACCACUGCUUCAAAGUCUACCGCUACCUGCAGUAGCCCGUCUCCUCUCAACGCACAACCUCGACAGACUGUAAAUACCAGACACACGUUUGCCAGUGUGGAGGAUCAACUGGAAGACGUUUUCUUCUCCUUCGCCGACCCGUUUCCAUCCUCCAAUAGCACCGCCGUCGUGCCAUCUGUGUGACUGUUGCCCACAUGUUUCGACCCUCCAUGACGGAAUUACUUGUGCUGUGUGUGAAUUGAGACUUUCUCCCUCAUGCACAGAUUGCUGCUUCUCAUGACCUUGAUCACAUUCCAUGUUAACGGAUUUGAAAAAAAACCUGAAGCUUUAAUAAUGUAAAUAAUGUCGAUUCCUCGUCACAUGGGAGGAAACUGGGAAAUAACGUUAUUGCACUUGUUCAUAGAAAUACUGGUAGACUACUGUGUUUGGAGAAUUUCAAGUUAAAAAGUAACUUACCUGAGAGGUAAUCGGGAAUACUAUCGAUAAUAAAAGACCCUGCAGCUUCCUAUGAUGAAAGCUCUGAGGAGAGCUCACAUUUGCCUGUUUAGAUAAAAGAAAAGUGUUCCACCUGCUGUAGGUAGCAGAGCAUUUUAAAGCAUGAUUAGGCAUCUCUGCAUGUUUUACUAAUGAACACAAAAGCACCUGUGCACAAAGUAGGAUCCAGUGACACGCUGUCAAAUAUUAACAUCACGAAAAAAAAUUCAGUGGCGGCGCCGUUCAAAUUCCAAUACCACUCAUAUGUGAUAAUAAAUAUUCAGUGUAAUCUGUGUGAACACUUUAAAAGUGUGUGCGUGUGUGUGCGUGUGUGUGCGGGUGUGUGCGGGUGUGUGCGCGUGUGUGUAAAUUAAAGGUACCAAACAUCUGCCACCUGAUAAGCUGACUUUCUGCUGUUUCCUCCUCUUGACAUUUCAACUUAACAAUCUGCUGUGAUGAUGUGCAAACAUCUAAAAAACUGUUGCUAAAAAAGCUGAAAAUAAACUCAGUUGGUUGCAUCCGUCUUCAUUUUGCGAGAUUUGUCCUCCAAGCUGAAAGGUUUCAUUUAACAAGACCAGAGGCAGAACUGCACAUCUGUGAUUUCCUUUCAUCCUCCCCAUGUGCCCUUACGUCUUCACAAAUAUAGAAUUAACAGGUUGUAAUUUAGCAAAACCAAUUUGUCUCUUUAAAGAAGAUAAAUAAAAUGCAAUAUGUAGUUAAACAGUUGAGGUGUGUGAUGUGAAGAUGCACUGUGCUCCUUUUAGAAAGCCUUGCUCAGACAUUGUCUUGUCAAGCACACAUUUUAUUUCUUUUUCUGGAUUUCCAUUUUCUACACAGUCCUGUAAAGGUAUUUGUUUUCCAUUGUCUUGUUUAUAUUUGUAAUGCCAAAUGGAAUUAAAGUGCCCAUAGUAAAAAAG